Messenger RNA from Chlamydomonas reinhardtii, 2610 nucleotides. RefSeq lists its product as uncharacterized. The record is from RefSeq and is a predicted model, not a curated record. The transcript is spliced from 5 exons. Lineage: Eukaryota; Viridiplantae; Chlorophyta; Chlorophyceae; Chlamydomonadales; Chlamydomonadaceae. Bases 115 to 1593 code for a protein of 492 amino acids.
GUGAACAGAUUUCUUCAGUUGACAUGCUUGGCCAAACUGCUUCUGCAAACAGUUGCUGCUUGCGCUCGUUGAGCCUUUAGGUUAUCUUUGGCAUGCUAGAAGGCAAAUUACGUGAUGCGCUCUUUGCUCAAUGUAAGCUCUGGUCUGGGCGGACUGGUGCUGGCCGACUCCCGGGUGCAGUGGCAGCGGCUGCACGCGCUGUGCCCGCACGCCACGUUCGGCCUCCGGCUUCCCCGGGCAACGACCGCAAGCGCCUCAAGACCUCCCUCCCUACAGAGGCCUAGCACACAGCUCACAGCAUUUGCGGCACGCUCCGGCAGCAGCAGAGCCCCAGGGCAGCACGCGGGCGUCGCUGCUGCACCUGCUGCUGUUCGUUACCGGCGCGGCCCACCACGGAACAUGACAACGCCGGCAGUGCGCGACACGCGCUUGCAGGCGGCAACACACAGAGAUAGAGAGGACGAUGACGUUGACAAUGACGAUGCGCAGUUCGACGGCAGGCCUCGGUAUGCAGGCCGGGGCGGCAGUAGCAGCGACUAUGACGGUCGUGGCGGCCGAGCCAGCUGGCCGCGCCGGGCAGCGCCGGGCCGUGCCCGCGCUGACCCACUCGAACACGAUGAUGACGACGAUGGUGAUGGCGGCAGCGAGGGUGGAGACGAAGACAGCGGGGGGGAGCAGCGGCGCUGGCGCCGGUCGGUGCCGCCGACGGCCGCGGGGCCGCUGAGCCGCAGUCGGCGUGUGGCGCUGCUGCGCAAGCCCGCCAUGACUGCGGCCGACAAGACCUACCUGCCGCCGGAGGAGCGGCGACGUAUCUUCUGGGCGCUGCGAACACCCAAAGGCACGCGCCCCGGAUCCUUUUCCAGGUCCCAGCCCCCGCCAUCUGCGCCCCCGUCGCCGCUGCUGCGUGUGUUCUGCCACGGCAUUGACGACGUGCGGCUGUACCGGGCGCUGUCGGAGGCGGGGGCGCUGGGGCGGGUGGUGGUGGCGGCCAGUGUGGGCGAGGCGGACGCGGUGCUGGCGGUGCGCAUCAAGCGGACAGGCCGGGCAGUCAGCAUGGACCUGGUGACCCGCUCCGCCCGCAAGGCCGGCAAGCCGCUGCUGGAGCUGCCCGCCAUCUCCGCCGUGCGCGUCAUGGAGGCGGUGCAGGCGCUCACGGGCUGGCCGGUGCCCGCGCACCUGCGCCGCAGCCCCACGGCGCCCGGCGGCGUGGCCUACCUGCCGGCGCUGGAGCCGGGCACGGACGGCGCGGCGGAGGCCCUGGUGCUCAUGGCGGGCGGGCACGCCUCCUCACUCGCUGAGUACUUGGCCCUUCGAGGAGCCGGUCAGGGCGGCGGCGGCGGUGGCGGCCCCUCGGGCGCCGCCGCCUGGUCGCGGGCGGUGCAGCCGGCGCCCGAGCUGGUGGCGGAGCUGGACGCAGCUGACGUGUAUGACAGCCGGGAGGCGGACAGGCCUGCCAACCCGCAGGACCGGGAGGCCCGCCGGCAGCCGGCGCUGUCGCGGCCGCACAUGCCGGGCAGCCGCCAGGAGCGCAUCCGCCUACGGCUGGAGCUGGAGCGGCGGGCGGCGGAGGAGGCGGGGCUGGUGGACUGGUGACCGUCUGGUUGCGGUCUGGUGGCGGUCUGGUGGCGGUCUGGUGGCGGUUUGGUUCAAAGGCAUGCGCGAGCGGGUGUGUUUCUGCGCUCGGGCUCGGCAGGAAGCACGGGCCGCGGCUAGAGCUAGCGGCUGGUCAUAUGCUCGGAGGUCUGCGGCGGGGUGGGUUGGUGCCAGGAUGGACGGGCCACACGGCAGCGUGCUGUUACAGGCGCAACAGUGUGGCAGUGGGGCUUCAGGAGCGCGGUGUGAGAGCGGCCCGGUCAAAGGAAACAGCGACCUUCAAGCCUCUGGUCUGUGUAGGCGCUGCUGUGAAGCCCGGCCCGGCUGAGUGACCGCCCGCCUGCGCCCGACUUGCCCGGCGCCAGCCUCCGACCCGGCCGCUGGCGCAGCCUCCUCCUCCUCCCCAGUGGACUCAGUGGCGCUCCUUGCGCUUCUGCGGCACGUCAUGAAUGGCACACGCACGGGCAGGGUGAGGGACAGUGCUGCCAAGUCGUAGCAGUGGCUGCAGCAGCAGUUACUGCCGCGCAUGGGCCGCACUGCCUCCUGGUCGCCACUCACCCACAUGAACUUGGGCUCCUCGCAGCGCGGCUGCACGGGCAUGGUCGAGCAGUACGGCACGUACCUGUGUGGCGUGUACGGUAAUGGUGUGUGUGUGUGUGCGCGUGUGUAUGUGAUUGUGUUGGAUUGUACAAGGGACGGAAACGCGUGGUGUGUAUGUGUUCUCACGUCAUUGCGGGGCCACCAACUAUGACCUAGCUAGCCCCCAGUCAAGCCGGCCCCGGAUGUGCUCACUCGAGGUGGUUGUAGGCUGCGUCGUUGAGUUGGCGGCGGACGUGGUACUCCCAGGCGGUCUUGGGAAUCUUGGCGUGAGCCUGCGGGUGGCACCAGCGCGUGUGGGUUGAGGUCGUGUGAGGCGGGUGAGGUCGUGCGUGCGGCAUUUGGUGGCGUCACUGGCUCAAGAGUUGAGCUGUCAAGAGGCGGACGAACAAUGGUGGCCGGUUGUAAGCUAUGGAUAAG